AGCACGUUAGGAUGCGUCGGUGCCCUCACUUAGUCCUUUAGCUGCUGGAGGUCGUUUGAGUCGCAUUAUCGUGGAGAUCGGCUGAGAUGUUGUCCCGUGUCGCCAGGCCUGUUGCUACUGCCGCUGGACUCAGCAGGAGUUUCUCCGGCUCCUCUCAGAGCAAUGCCAAGGUAGCAGUGUUGGGUGCAUCGGGUGGCAUUGGGCAGCCCCUCUCUCUGCUACUGAAGAACAGUCCACUUGUAGGUGAACUCUCACUGUAUGAUAUUGCACACACACCUGGUGUUGCAGCAGAUCUCGGCCACAUUGAAACCAGGGCAAAAGUAACUGGUUAUUUGGGUGCCGAACAGUUGCCCGCUGCCUUAAAAGGAUGCGAAAUGGUGGUUAUUCCUGCCGGAGUGCCGAGGAAACCUGGUAUGACACGAGAUGAUCUCUUCACCACAAAUGCUUCAAUAGUUGCAGAUCUAACUGAGGCCUGUGCCCGACAUUGUCCAGAGGCAAUGAUCUGUGUCAUCUCCAACCCUGUAAACUCCACAAUACCAAUCGCAACAGAAAUUUUCAAGAAACUUGGAGUAUACAACCCUAACAAAAUCUUUGGUGUGUCCACUUUGGAUGUGGUCAGAGCCAACACUUUUGUUGCUGAGCUUAAGGGCCUUGACCCUGCACGAGUAUCUGUUCCAGUGAUUGGUGGCCAUGCUGGAAAGACUAUCAUCCCUUUGAUCUCUCAAUGCAAUCCUAAAGUGGAAAUCCCUCAGGAUAAAUUGCAAGCCUUGACAGAAAGAAUCCAAGAGGCUGGUACAGAGGUGGUCAAAGCCAAGGCUGGAGCAGGUUCUGCCACUCUGUCUAUGGCUUAUGCUGGUGCCAGAUUUGCCUUCUCACUCAUGGAUGCUAUGAAUGGUAAAGAAGGUGUAGUGGAAUGUGCAUUUGUCCGCUCUGAAGAAACUGAAUCUCCAUACUUCUCUACACCUUUACUACUUGGGAAAAAUGGCAUAGAGAAGAAUCUUGGGCUAGGUAAACUAUCUGCUUUUGAAGAAAAGCUUGUCGCAGAAGCUAUGAGUGAACUGAAGGCUUCCAUAAAGAAAGGAGAGGACUUUGUGAAGAACAGGAAGUAGAUAAUUGUAUUGAUAUGUACAGAAUGGAAAUGCUCCAGUGUGUUGCAAACCACCCAACACUAGUGGCUGUAUAGUGUUGGCUGCUGCUAUGUCUGUGUUUGCUAUCAAUUUUUAAACUUCUAUUUUGUCACAGCUGGUCUAAGAUGGUUAAAAUACAAAUACCACUUCUCAAACAUUGUGGUUUUUUAAACUUCUAAAGAUUAACCUAAUGCCAUGUAUUUCAUUUUAAGUAAAAGCAAAUAAAGUACACCUGCAGAGAACUUCUGAAGUUGGAAUACAA
Messenger RNA from Hypanus sabinus (Atlantic stingray), 1389 nucleotides. It is a transcript of the gene mdh2, whose product is annotated as malate dehydrogenase 2, NAD (mitochondrial). Gene Ontology annotation, biological process: carboxylic acid metabolic process; tricarboxylic acid cycle. Lineage: Eukaryota; Metazoa; Chordata; Chondrichthyes; Myliobatiformes; Dasyatidae. Gene Ontology annotation, molecular function: L-malate dehydrogenase (NAD+) activity. Gene Ontology annotation, cellular component: cytoplasm; mitochondrion. The coding region runs from base 87 to 1109 and encodes 340 amino acids. The transcript is spliced from 9 exons. The record is from RefSeq and is a predicted model, not a curated record.